AUGAGGAAGUGGUUUAAUUCUGAGCUAAUUACUAGCUAGUUCUGUGUGGGCCAAAGUGAGGCGUAGAGUCGAAUGUCUCCUCUCAAUGUCUCUCUGCUGGUUCUGGCAUUCUGUUUGCUGCUUCAGUGUGGAGAUGUCAAGCCCAAUCCAGGACCAACAAAUCCUGGGUAUAAAGUAAUGCUUUCUUGUGGAGAAGAGAUCUAGAUUGUGGAAGGUCUCUCCAGAAAUCUGGAAGCUAUAGCUCUACCAUUGCUUGCUAAAAACUGGAUGUAUAUGAGGAGACAAUCGAGCUAAACGAAACUAAAGACACCUAAUAGUGUUGAAACUAGUGGCAGCAAUCUCUAUUCCAAAAACCAAUUAGCAUGAUGGAAAUUCGAAGCAUCGAGCAAUGUGUUUGUACAAUGGCAACUACUCCAGGGGCUCUGAAGCUAUAUCGAGAAAAUGUCGUGUCCUGGAUAUUGUCUACAAUGCCAGCAACAACGAGCCAAGACUCUAGUCAAGAACUGUAUAGUGUUGAUCGACUGCACUCGCUUCAAACAAUGAUUCGAGGCACAUUUUAUGGGAUUCCUCUAGGCCGCAAGAAGUCAAAGAAGACAGAGGAAUCGACUGAAGAUCAUGUUCUAUCUGUUAAGAAGUCCAACCACAUUCAGAAGAAGCUUGCUGCCAGGAAAUCCACCUCCAAGAUUGACCCACACGUAGAGGAGCAGUUCCUCACUGGAAGACUUCUAGCGUGCGUGUCAUCUCGACCAGGGCAGAGUGGCCGGUGUGAUGGGUACAUUCUAGAGGGCAAGGAGCUCGAGUUCUAUCAGAGAAAACUCAAGUCCAAGAAGGGAAAAUAAACUCUAUCAUGAAACUGUUUUCAUUAUGUCAUCUUGUAACUUUCCUGGUGUGUUUGAUGAUUAAUUUUGUUCUUGUGUUAUACUUGAUGGAUCUUCACAAGUUUAUUCAUACAUGGGUGGUAUUGUCACACCCAGUAUUAAA
Halichondria panicea is the source of this 981-nucleotide messenger RNA. Its product is annotated as small ribosomal subunit protein eS8-like. Lineage: Eukaryota; Metazoa; Porifera; Demospongiae; Suberitida; Halichondriidae. Gene Ontology annotation, molecular function: structural constituent of ribosome. The transcript has 6 exons. The coding region runs from base 363 to 839 and encodes 158 amino acids. Gene Ontology annotation, biological process: maturation of SSU-rRNA from tricistronic rRNA transcript (SSU-rRNA, 5.8S rRNA, LSU-rRNA); translation. Gene Ontology annotation, cellular component: ribosome; cytosolic small ribosomal subunit. The record is from RefSeq and is a predicted model, not a curated record.